GGCCUCGCGGCGGGCCUCGGCCAAUCGCAGCGCGGUGCGUCGCGCUCGGGGCGCGGCGCAGCGGCAGCAUGGAGGGCCGGGUGCCCUACGACGACUUCCCGGUGGUUUUCCUGCCGCCCUACGAGAGCCCGCCCGCCUGGGUGCCGCCGCACGAGCGCGUGUACCACCCCGACUACAACAACGAGCUCACGCAGUUCCUGCCCCGCACCAUCGUCCUCAAGAAGCCGCCCGGAGCGCAGCUGGGCUUCAACAUCCGGGGAGGAAAAGCCUCGCAGCUGGGAAUCUUCAUCUCCAAGGUGAUUCCCGACUCGGAUGCGCACAGGGCCGGGCUGCAGGAGGGGGACCAGGUGCUCUCAGUGAACGACGUGGAUUUCCAGGACAUUGAGCACAGCAAGGCCGUGGAGAUCCUGAAGACGGCGCGGGAGAUCACGAUGCGCGUCCGGUACUUCCCCUACAAUUACCAGCGGCAGAAGGAACGGACAGUUCACUAACGGGGAGCUUCCUCCUGCCAAAACCCCUCCACUCCUUCUCCCCCACGUCUGAGAUGACUCCUCACGUUCCAGCUUUCCCUGGAGGCACCCCUGGCCUGCCCAGGAUCAGCUCUUUGCACGUGGGGAGAUGCCAAGGGGCUCAUUUGGCUGGAAGGUGGGUGGGGAUUGAGGCUGUGCUCCUGGGAAUGGGUGUUGGGAGAAGCUGGUGAGGAGUGGGUCCUGGGGGGCAGCUGCUCCAGCAGGAUCCAGAGUUUAGCAAGAUUUAAAUUAAUGAGUUCUGGGCUGGUUCUGGAUCCUUUGAUCCUGAAUCCCUGGUUCUUGAGCAUUCCUGAGCAGAGCACAGGCACUGUCCUCCAGGAAAUUCACCUGUUCUACUCUCUUGUGCCAUGGAAUUCUUCCCUUCUCCUCUGUCCCACCUCUGCUCUGUGUUGCUGGGAACUCCAGGAGUAAAAUCCAGCCCCAGUCCAUGCACAGCUCUGGCUCUUUGUGCCUCUUUGCUGAUAAAACCCCGACAAUAUAAGACUGGGAUGUUUGGAUAUGUGAAUUACCAAGGAAAUUAUCAGCAAAUCCAGGGGGAAAUGCCUGGUGGGAUCCCAUUGUAAUGGCUUCAGGACGGCCCUGGCUCUGACCUUCUCUUCCUUGUGGUGUUUUCCACUUUUUCUGUAAAAUCAAUCAAUAAAUCAAGUACAGCAGCCUGAA
Passer montanus (Eurasian tree sparrow) is the source of this 1190-nucleotide messenger RNA. It is a transcript of the gene PDZD11, whose product is annotated as PDZ domain containing 11. Gene Ontology annotation, cellular component: synapse; basolateral plasma membrane; cell-cell junction. The transcript is spliced from 6 exons. NCBI's taxonomy places the organism in Eukaryota, Metazoa, Chordata, Aves, Passeriformes, Passeridae. The coding region runs from base 69 to 491 and encodes 140 amino acids. Gene Ontology annotation, molecular function: protein binding. The record is from RefSeq and is a predicted model, not a curated record. Gene Ontology annotation, biological process: maintenance of epithelial cell apical/basal polarity; neurotransmitter secretion; protein localization to basolateral plasma membrane.